GCGAGCGAGAGGGGGCGAAGAGAGCGGGAGUGGGAGUGAGAGUGAGAGCAGGUGCAACUGCAACUGCAACUGUAACUGCAGCUGGAAAAUGUCCAAGGUGCAGCCCAUGGCGUCGACACGUUCACGCCCUCGCCCCCGGCAGGCGGACAGUGAGAGUGUAAACAAACACACAGACGCCAUUAAUGGAGAUGUGAGCAGUGUCUUGGACUACACCAGCAGCAGUUCGAUCAUCGAGUUUUUGGCCAAGGAACAGGACUGCACCCUGGAGCCCGCCGAUCCGGAGACGAUAUUCCAGGAGGUGAACCGCCUUGCAGACAGCUCAGACAUGCGUUCCGUGGAUGAGCUGUUGCUGGAAGCUGAGCGUCUUAUACAACAACAGCUCCGCUUAGGCGACGGCGAUGGCGAUGGGGUCGGCGAUGGGGACAUCGAUGGCGAUGGGGAUGGUGACAUCAGCUGCCAGCUGCAAAUGCCAUCGACCACGCCCUCGCCCCAAUCGUUGGCAUCGCCGCAGAACAGCAUCAAGCUAAACACACGCUACUCCCGCUGCAUCAGCAGCAGUACCACCACAACCACCACCACCACCACCACCAUGAGCACCAUCAAAUCCAGCACCAAAUCUCCAUGCCAAGCCAAAGUCAAUGCGACUAAUAAUAAGGUCACAUCGUUGGGCAACUCCACAGCCUCCACGCCACCGACAGCCGCUGAGCCGCUGACCAAUUUUGUGGCAUUCGUCGAUAAUCUGCCCUCAGAGUCGGUCAUCUCCGAGGAGUCCACGCCCAAGGAUCUCCAUAAUCAUACGCACAAUGGCGGAGGCACCUUGGCUCGGCAGCUGCAGCUGGAGCAAGUCGAUAAUACCGAUGACGAUGAGGAUACGAUGGAGGAACUGACCGAAGCAGAGGAUUGUGCAGGAGUUGCCUUGCAUCGCCGCAGCAGCAGCAGCAACAGCCAGCCACAGCCACAGCCACAGGCACAGGCACAGCCCCAGACUGGAGCACAGACACCAGCCAAGGCGCGGGCAGUGGCCAGCAGCCAGCCCAUAGCUCCGAUGGCCAGCUACUCGGAGAAGGCGGUGGGCAGCUCGCCGAAGCACUUGGUGCACACAAUGAGCUCGCCCAUUGAGCAGAUCGUGACAUGCAGCGUGUCGCGGGAGCACGUGCUCAAGCAGGAGAUCGAGGAGCUGCAGGAGCAGCUCAAGGAUACGGAGGAGCGGCUGGCGUCGGUGCGGCUGCAGAGCGAAUCGCUGUCGCAGACGCAGCGCGCUCUGCGCGAGCAAAACAGUCGGCUGCAGGAGGAGUCCGAGAUGCUCAAGCUGGACGUGCAGCAUCUGCAUGAGUGCGCCGGCGUGCUGCGCAACGAACUGCAGUCGGCACGCCGGGAUCGGGAUGAGGCGGUGCAGCUGGAGCGCUCGUUGCGCAGCGAACUGGAGGAGGUACAGCAGGAGCGGCGACUGGCAGCCGAGGGCAAGGAGAAGGACGCCCGGAUCAUACAGGACUUGCAGCGCCAGUGCCGCGAAAUGGAGCGCAUUCUCAUGCGCAAGCAUCCCGACUCGGUGUCGGCUCUAAUAGUUGCCUCGAAGAGCACGACCAUGUGCUCGCUGAACGACCAGGAGAACAUGAGCAGCCGCAAGCUGUUGGAGCAGCGCAUCGCACAGCUUGAGUCGGACGCCAAGGAGCAGGAUCGGAAGGCCCAGCAGAUUUUGGCCAAUGUGCAGGCGCGCUUCAAUUCCGUGCAGGCCAAAUACGAGACGCACAUUGCGGAUCUGGAGACACAGGUGCUCAGUCUGCAGGAGAUCAACACGAAGCUGAACGAACAGAUCGAGUCGCAGGUGCGCACCCUGGAUCGCUUCAUGCAGAAGCGUGCCGACAGGUACUACAACAACUGCACCCAAACGGAUGCAGAGCUGGAGCAUGGGCAGCAGAGCAAGGAGCAGAGCAAGGCCAUUAGCAGCGGCAGCAGCAGCAGCACCACCGGCACCCAGACGCUGGCGAGCAGCUCCUCGAUGCGGGAUCACAGCACAAACACCAUCGGCUGCCCCUCGCCCAGCAUCACUUGCCAGCAGCAUCUGCUGCAUCAUCAGCAGCAGCUGCACUCGGCCGGCAGCAGCAGCACCAGCAGCACAGCCAACUCGACGCCCAACACGUCGCGGCCCAACUCGAAGCAGAGCGGCGCACAGCGACGCAAUCCCUCGGCCGCCCUGGGUGUCUCCAAGCUGCCCAUCUCCCAGUCGGACUCCACACUGUCGCUGCUCAGCCAUGGCCAUGGCCCGACUGGCGGCGGCGCCGGCGGCCAGCUGCAGGACUCCCAGCUGCUCAGCUCGGUGCGCAGCAUGCGCAUCGAUUUGGCGCUGAAGAACAAGGCCAUGCAGCGCCUCACCCACGAGCUGGAUGACUGCAAGAAGACCAUACGGAAGCUGCAGCGCGAGCGGGAGAGGGAUCCAGCCGGAGGCGGAGUGGGAGCAGCUGCUGUUACUGCAGGCUCUCGUUCACAUGGCGCUGGCAUGUUGGCCAGCGGCGGCGCUGCACAGCGUCGUGGGCACGAUCAUCAUCAUUAUCAUCAGCAUUAUCCGGAUCAUGUGCCGGCGACCACGGAAAAUCAGGCACUGAAGGAGGCGCAGAACAAAUUCCAUCUGCUCGAGGCGGAUUACAAGACGUUGCAUGACAAGCGACUGCACGAUCUAAAGACGUUGCAGAGCGCCCACGAGCGAGAGCUGGCCUCGUGCAACGAAACGGUGCGCAUUUUGCAGCAGCGUCUGAAUGAGCGCGAAGAGGCGUUCGCCACCCAGAAACGGCGCAAGGUGCCCGUCGAUUACUAUGCCCUGAAGGCCAAGGUCUCGCUGCUGGAGCGUCGUCACUCGGAGCGCGAGGAGCGGCUGCACAUGCUCGUCGAGGCGCUCAGCAAGGGGCGACUGAAUGGAGCACUCGAGGAUCUAUUGCAGGAGAAUAACAAUAAGUAGUUGAGCACAGCCUAAGCUGUGACGAACAACAGAAGGCGGAAGCAGAAACAGAAGUUGAAGCAGAAGCCGAAUAAUAACCAGUUAUCGAUCAUGUUAUCGUUAUCGCUAUUGUGCGAUCAAAAAUCAAGCAAAUCAAAAUUCCAAACGUAUUUGUUUUAACAAAUUGCCUUUGUGUUAAAUGUUGAUAAAUAUCUUUUAUAUAAAACUUUAUGUAUUA
Molecule: messenger RNA, 3170 nt
Organism: Drosophila arizonae
Lineage: Eukaryota; Metazoa; Arthropoda; Insecta; Diptera; Drosophilidae
Biological process (GO): cilium assembly
Cellular component (GO): centriole; axonemal microtubule
Source: RefSeq, a predicted model, not a curated record